Molecule: messenger RNA, 1274 nt
Organism: Salmo salar (Atlantic salmon)
Lineage: Eukaryota; Metazoa; Chordata; Actinopteri; Salmoniformes; Salmonidae
Source: RefSeq, a predicted model, not a curated record
CAAACUUUGAACUCUUCAGAGAUGGCGACAAGCGGUGGGUGAAGUUUGGAGGUGGUCCAUCAGUUCUUUGUCGACACAUCGGAAAGCCAAAACGGAGCUCUCUUGAUCUGUUGUUGUUGUUAAACACAUAGCUAUUUCAUAAUCGAAAUGACCGCGAGCUGUUGAGCAACAUAGCCACCUCCGUACUGCGUUUACAUUUGUGCGGAGCAGGUGUAGAAGAUGGGAGAGGUGGGCCUUGUGACCAGCCGCAGUCAGAGAGAGAAGAAAAGAUCUCACAAAGACUUCCUGAGAGAGGAGGAUGAGGAUGAUGACCUAGUGGCGGACGAGGAACAACUUGUCAAAGAACGCAAAUGCAAGAAGUCAUACAAGAAGAAGAGACAUUCAGGUAACCACACCCACCCCCACAGUUGGACCAAUGGCAGUGCAGGACUGGAGUUGUAUGUUCUCUCCCAUCACCAGUACGACCACCAGACCAGUGAAUCACCAGACGAAUGGUUGACAGAGGGGGAGAGAAUUGAGGAAGGUAGGGUGGAGUCUACCAUGUCAUCAUUCUGGAUGUACAUGGACGACCAGCAGAACGAGAUAAGCGCAGAGGCCUCUACAGCUAGUUGCAGUCUCAUGACCCCUGAUGCCACAGACUCACCCAUGUUGACAGGGCCUGAGGUAGACCCAGUGAACGCGGCGGCCCACCUACAGCUGCUGGGGGAAUCCCUGUCUCACAUUGGCCACCGGCUUCAGGGAACUAAGGAGAUGAUGGCAGUGUCAGGUAGUCUGUCUGUUUUACUGGACUCUCUACUGUGUGCCCUGGCUCCCCUGGCCUGUCUCACCUCUCUGGUCCCCAAGCUACGCAGCUGCCCUUCACACACACACACACACACACACACACAAAGUAGCUGUCAAAUGAUAAAGACUCUCACCACCAACUUCUAUUAUCCCUGUCUUUCUUCUAGGCAAAGACUCUGGACAACAUUGUCUAUGUGAUGCCUGGUUUGUGAAGUCUGUCUGAUGAGGAGAAGAGCCUUAACCAGGGCAAGUAGGAAGUUGUCAUACUUUGAAAAGAUGUUCCUUCCUGUCUGUUUGGGGCCUUUUGAAGGGAUGGGGGGGAAAUAAGCUAUUUGUUUUAAGAGGGGCUUAAGCGAACGUCCCAUUCUGUACGGAGCGCUCUACUUUACCUGUGUCCAAAGUUUUCUGGGUUCAUAUUGAAUUUGAAAGAUAAACCAUUUGUUUAGAUUCAUUGUUUUAUUUGUUCAAUUAAAACGUGUUUUGUUCAUGCA